Molecule: messenger RNA, 1767 nt
Organism: Pipistrellus nathusii (Nathusius's pipistrelle)
Lineage: Eukaryota; Metazoa; Chordata; Mammalia; Chiroptera; Vespertilionidae
Source: the annotation of a GenBank genome assembly
AUGUCUCAGCGGAUGAGGCGCAACGGGUCCCCCACGCCGGCCGGCGCCCUCGGGGGCGGUGCGGUCGCCACGGCCGGGGGAGCCGGGAGCCGCCUGCAGCCCAUGAGGGCGACGGUUCCGUUCCAGCUGAAGCAGCAGCAGCCGCAGCAGCAACAUGGCAGCCCCACGCGGAGCGGCGGCGGCGGCGGCGGCGGCAACAACGGUGGCUGCCUCGGUGGCGCCUCAGGCCCCUCGGGCGGCGGGGGCCUGCGCACGGCCCCGCGCAGCACCAGCCCCACGCGCGGCGGCGGCGGCGGCGGCAGUGCGGCCGCGCGCACCAGCCCCACCGUGGCCACGCAGACCGGCGCGGCGGCCACCUCCACGCGAGGCACCAGCCCCACGCGCGGCGCCGCGCCCGCAGCCCGCGCGAGCCCCCCGCGCCCGCAGCCCCCGCCGCCGCUGCUGGGCACCGUCUCGUCGCCGAGCUCGUCGCCCACCCACCUGUGGACGGGCGAGGUGAGCGCGGCCCCACCCCCGGCCCGCGUCCGCCACCGGCGGCGCUCCCCGGAGCAGAGCCGCUGCUCCCCGGAGAGGCGGAGCCCCAGCGCCCCGGUCUGCAAGGCAGGUGACAAAACACGACCACCUUCCUCAAGCCCCUCUUCUAUUAUUCGCCGCACUUCCUCUCUGGAUACACUUGCUGCUCCAUACCUUGCAGGGCACUGGCCUCGUGAUAAUCAUGGUCAAACUGCUCCUUGCAUGAAAGACAAAGCUACACAGACAGAGGCUGCAUGGGCUGAAGAAUAUUAUGAAAAGAAGAAAGGGUCUCACAAGCGUUCAGCAUCCUGGGGCAGCACAGAUCAACUGAAGGAGAUUGCAAAAUUACGCCAGCAAUUGCAGAGAAGUAAGCAUAGCAGUCGACAUCAUCGAGAUAAAGAAAGACAGUCACCAUUCCAUGGCAACCAUUCAGCCAUUAACCAGAGUCAGGCUCCUAUUCCAAAGAGUACUCUUAUUCCAGUAAUUCCCAUCACCAAAUCAACAGGCUCCCGGUUCCGGAACAGUGUAGAAGGUUUGAAUCAGGAGAUUGAAAUAAUAAUUAAAGAGACAGGGGAAAAGGAAGAACAACUUAUACCACAAGACAUUCCAGAUGGCCAUCGUGCACCUCCUCCCCUUGUACAGAGAAGUAGCAGUACACGCAGCAUUGACACGCAGACCCCUGGGGGGGCCGACAGGGGGAGCAACAACAGCAGCCGUUCUCAGUCUGUGUCCCCCGCGUCAUUCCUCACCAUCUCCAAUGAAGGUAGCGAAGAGAGCCCUUGUUCAGCUGAUGACCUGCUCGUUGAUCCCAGGGAUAAAGAGAAUGGGAACAACUCCCCUUUGCCCAAAUAUGCAACUUCACCAAAACCCAACAACAGUUACAUGUUUAAAAGGGAACCUCCGGAGGGCUGUGAAAGGGUCAAAGUCUUUGAGGAAUGCUCGCCAAAGCAACUUCACGAAAUCCCAGCCUUUUACUGUCCUGACAAAAACAAGGUGAAUUUCAUUCCUAAAAGCGGUUCUGCUUUCUGCCUCGUCAGCAUCCUCAAGCCACUCCUUCCCACGCCAGAUCUUACCCUCAAGGGCUCUGGCCACAGUCUGACAGUCACCACUGGCAUGACGACCACUCUGCUGCAGCCCAUCGCCAUGGCCUCCCUGUCUGCAGAGCAAGACCGAGUCUCCCGAGGAACAAGUACAGUCAUGCCAUCGUCCUCUCUACUCUCCCCACCCGAUACAAUUGAGGAGGCUGAAGGGUAG